Molecule: messenger RNA, 1932 nt
Organism: Seminavis robusta
Lineage: Eukaryota; Bacillariophyta; Bacillariophyceae; Naviculales; Naviculaceae
Source: the annotation of a GenBank genome assembly
AUGGAUGACAAUGAUUUCGUGACUGAGCUUCUCACUGACUCGAUGGAACGAAGUAAUGACGACGAAGCUGUUCCUCACAAGGACAUCGUGUCUCCCAACAAAACCAGAAGCCACACAACCAGCAGCAACAAGAUGAUAUUGGACUUGACCACGACGGCAACCCCACAGCCGCUAUCUCAAAAGCGACCAGUGUCUCCAGUAGCUGAGAUUGACGUGCUUCCAGCGUCAAAGAAGCGAGCAGUUGAGGUCACCCCCGACAACAACCACAGCUCUGCUGUUGUAGUCAUCAAGCAAGUAACAAACCCACUCGCAGAUGUGGAAAAGGCUGCCCGAAAAGCUCUCAGCUGUCCCAACAAUCCAUUGAAGGAAUGGAAGAAACUAGAACGUCUCAUGAUGAAUACAUGUAGCGAAGGACAGAAACAUGCAUUUGGUUCCCUCAUGGCGGCUGGCAUCACCGUAGACUACUUAGCGGAAAACAUGCUGCCACUUCCUCUAGAUCGAGAGCUGCAGGAGUUGGGAAUAGUCUUGAUCGGAAAACUCGUCAAUCACGUCCCUUCUGCGUAUCAAUCGACAGCUGCUACUACGGCUGUCACCACGGCAAUGACGAUACACGACAAGUCAGGCCGGAUUCAAAACUCCGGGUUGCCGACUCUACGACAGUGGGCUCGUCGUUGCCGUCAAACGCGGCACGCAACGGCCGUCAUGGCCCAGGCCGUGGCAGGAAGCAUGGCGUAUGGCUUGGUCUCUGAGACUGGCCCCGAUCAAGCCAAACAAACCUUUCAGGAAAUGGGUGUGGAAACCUUUGCGAAUCUCCUCUCCAAUUUUCCUCAGGAACCCACCGUCCUUGAUGCUGCCAUUCAAGCUACAACUGCCGCAGCACGUGAAUAUCCCAAAAACUACAAGAUCGUAAAGGGAACCUUGGAUUUUCUCCUGUCCAUGGAAAUUAAUCGCUACAAUCGAACAAUGCUCCAAAAUCCAAACAGCAUGGAACUGCUCCUCAAGGUCAUGAACGCCCACCGGAAAAGUCGGAAGAUCCAGCUCGCUGGAAUGAAACUGUUGCUCGCCUUGGCCAAUCAUGAUAUGAAGGAAAUGACGGCGACCAGGGGCAGAGACGGUCCCUCAUCGGUGCAUCGGUUGGCGGAGGCGAUUGGAAAUGAAGAUCUUAUUCCCACAAGAGUGGCCAAGGAGGCAGCGAACUCUGGGUUUGUCCGUUCGAUUGUGGCCAACACGGCGGAUCCCGAGCUUGCAGAAGUGGCCUGUGGUCUCUUGGUUCACCUUUGUCACAGUCAUCGCCAAGCAGAAAUCAUUGGACGCGGUGGCGUUCCAGCCCUGAUGGACUCCAUGCGCUCGGAGGGAUCGGCGUCUCUCCAGAAGAAGGGAAAUGUCCAACUCUGUGCUCUGGAAGUGCUUGCUCAGUUGGCUCGCUUUGCUCCCAAGGCUGUCUCAAAAACAGUGUCUUUGCCAGAGAAUUUCCGGUGCAUCUUGACGGCUCUUCGUGCCGCCGAAGACGAAGAUGACACUGUCCAGUGGAAAGCUUGUCAGCUAUUGGAGCUGCUCAUGACCAAGUGCCCGAAUUCGUUUCCUCCCAAGGACGCCACCAAAAUGAUUGACGGAGUUCUGCGUACCUUGGCCCGACACACGCACAACGAACGCACCCAAGUCGCUGGAUUGAACGUUCUUGCCCUUUGGAUUGGGUCUGGCGCGUCCUCGCGACGUUCCAACAAUCGCAGCUACGUUCUGGAACACGGAGGGUUGGAAGCUACCGAGACUGCUACAAAGACGUUUGCGACCAGCUUCAAAGUGAUGACUGCGGUGAGCAACGUCUUGGAAGGUUUGAGCAGUCCCCAAGUAGAUGAUGUUGUUGAGGAUACUGAAGCCCAGGCGAACAACAACAAGAGGAAGUUUGAAGAAGUGUCGGUAUGGGUUGUCUGA